AUGUCGCCAGCAUCUCCGGAAUGGCGGCGCUUCGAAUCGAGUCGCGUCGAGAAGGCGCAUGUUUCAAAACGCGGCUCAUUCAUCGGUCGCCAUCGGCACCACUACGAAUAUUGCCGAUAUGUAUAUGAUAUCAAGAUGAGUGUGAGCAGCGAGACCGUCGAGAAGGAGUACGUACACGCGAUCUACUCGAGAUUGGCGACGUACCAACAGAAAGAGCUGAAACAAUCAUCGCCUCGAAUCUGGCCGAGAGUGCGCCAAUUCGUCGAUCAGCAACCUGUCGGAAGUCUGAUUCUUGACAUCGGAUGCGGAGAAGCCAAGUACACGUCGACGAGAUGCCACGUCAUCGGAUUCGAUAGCUGUCCAGAAGUGCUUUCGGCGAGCAAAAAGGACUCGAUUGAUUUGGCACUCGCUGAUGCUCUCAAUAUACCAAUUCGAAGCGAUUCGGUUGAUGCGAUCCUUAAUGUUUCGGUUAUUCAUCAUUUCUCAACGGCAGCGAGAAGAAAACAAGCACUUGAAGAAUGCUGUCGUUGUUUGCGCGUCGGCGGCCAGAUGUUGCUCUAUGCUUGGGCAUUCGAACAACCGAAUGCCAAGUUCUCCGCACAGGACAAUUUGGUUCCAUGGAAUCUGCAUGAGACCACAAUCGCCGGGCGUCUUCCAAAAGUGAAAUUUCACAUGAACACAACGAAAGAGCAACGAAUAAUUGCGGCGUCGAUUCCUGUUCAGAUCACGAGUCCGUCGACUGUUUCGCCGUCGUUUCGCUGGUUUUCCGGUGUUCUUAAUAGGAUGAAUCAGCUCGCGGUGCAGCUGCCAUAUUUUUCGAAGAAAUCCAAUUCCGAAUCAUCGUCGACUUCUGUUCUGCCUUCAGCCGCCCCACAAUUUCUUCCGAAAAAGAAUUCAAUCAUUUCCGGAAUCAAACGAUGGAGUCCAAUGCUAGGAAAACGCUUGGCGUCUCUUAUAGUGUCCGUAGAAGAACAAUAUGGUGAUGAACUGUCUGAAGCAAUUAUGAACGAAGGAAUCGCAGAAGCGAUGGCUACUUUGAGAGAAGUCACAUUCUAUCGCUAUUAUCACGUGUUCAGAGAGCAUGAGCUGGAAAACCUUGUUGAUUCUGUAGAAGGAUUAAAAGUGAUCGCGACAAGCUUCGAACAUGGCAAUUGGUGUGUAGUUGCGGAGAAAAUUCCACCGGAAACCAUUUUCCGUGCCUAA
Caenorhabditis bovis is the source of this 1203-nucleotide messenger RNA. The record is from the annotation of a GenBank genome assembly. Lineage: Eukaryota; Metazoa; Nematoda; Chromadorea; Rhabditida; Rhabditidae.